Messenger RNA from Rattus norvegicus (Norway rat), 2857 nucleotides. RefSeq names its product ubiquitin-conjugating enzyme E2Z (gene Ube2z). Gene Ontology annotation, molecular function: ubiquitin conjugating enzyme activity. The transcript is spliced from 7 exons. Lineage: Eukaryota; Metazoa; Chordata; Mammalia; Rodentia; Muridae. Gene Ontology annotation, cellular component: cytosol; nucleus; nucleoplasm. The record is from RefSeq and is marked validated. Bases 42 to 1112 code for a protein of 356 amino acids. Gene Ontology annotation, biological process: protein ubiquitination; positive regulation of apoptotic process.
CGGCGGACGAGCUGCUGAGCAGUCCCGGAAGCGAAGCAGCGAUGGCGGAGAGUCCGACUGAGGAGGCGGCUACGGCGACGGCGGGCGCCGGGGCAGCAGGCCCAGGGGCGAGCGGUGUUGCCGGUGUGGUCGGCGUUAGCGGGAGCGGCGGCGGGUUCGGGCCGCCUUUCCUGCCGGAUGUGUGGGCGGCGGCGGCGGCGGCGGGCGGGGCCGGGGGACCCGGGAGCGGCCUGGCUCCGCUGCCAGGACUCCCGCCCUCGGCCGCUGCCCACGGGGCCGCGCUGCUUAGCCAUUGGGACCCCACGCUCAGCUCGGACUGGGACGGCGAGCGAACCGCGCCUCAGUGUCUACUUCGGAUUAAGCGGGAUAUCAUGUCCAUUUAUAAGGAGCCUCCUCCAGGAAUGUUCGUUGUACCUGACACCGUUGACAUGACUAAGAUUCAUGCAUUGAUCACAGGCCCAUUUGACACUCCUUAUGAAGGGGGUUUCUUCCUGUUCGUCUUUCGGUGUCCACCCGACUAUCCCAUCCACCCACCUCGGGUCAAACUGAUGACAACGGGCAAUAACACAGUGAGGUUUAACCCCAACUUCUACCGCAAUGGGAAAGUCUGCUUGAGUAUUCUAGGUACGUGGACUGGCCCCGCCUGGAGCCCAGCCCAGAGCAUCUCUUCUGUGCUUAUCUCCAUCCAGUCCCUGAUGACUGAGAAUCCCUACCACAACGAGCCAGGCUUUGAACAGGAAAGACAUCCAGGAGACAGCAAAAACUAUAAUGAAUGUAUCCGGCAUGAGACCAUCAGAGUUGCAGUCUGUGACAUGAUGGAGGGCAAGUGCCCCUGCCCUGAACCCCUACGGGGAGUAAUGGAGAAGUCCUUCCUGGAGUAUUAUGACUUCUAUGAGGUGGCCUGCAAAGACCGCCUGCAUCUUCAAGGCCAGACUAUGCAGGACCCUUUUGGAGAAAAGCGGGGCCACUUUGACUACCAGUCCCUCUUGAUGCGCCUCGGACUGAUUCGACAGAAAGUGCUGGAAAGGCUCCAUAAUGAGAAUGCUGAAAUGGACUCUGAUAGCAGCUCAUCUGGGACAGAGACAGACCUGCAUGGGAGCCUAAGGGUCUAGACCCUGCUCCCCUGCCCCUCCCCCAACUCGAGAGUCCCAGCAGAGCCCCUCCCCUCACCCCAGGGACGGAGAGGCACUGUGCAUCUCCCUUCAAAAGUGUUGGCAUCCCGCAAGAUGGCAAGAAGCAAGCAAACUCAAUCCCAGGGUGUGGGAGUGGGGCUGUUCCCAAUCUGACCUCCUUGGUGCUGGAGCACCUAGGGCUGUAGUCAAUCCUGGAUCAGGGCCGGCCGGGGUACUUUUGGAGAGUACCUGGAGUGAUGACCUCUGGCAAAGCUAAACAACCAACACACCUCUCUGCAGGGCCAGCUAAUUAGGGAUAGGAGAAGACAGGAAACGAGAACCCAAGGGGGAGCAUGCCCAAGUGGUUUAUAGGGAUAGCUGGGAGUUUGGGUGGGGGUGCUGUCCAUGACACUUAAGCAGUCUGGUUGGUUAUCUGUUUGUCUUCAGUCUUGAAGCAGGGCUUCCCAACACCCUCUUCUUCCCCUCCCCUAUUAUUUCCCAUGGGCCAGCAUAACUUUGUUUUUCCUAAUUUAUAUAGUCACUGUUCUAGACAGACCAAAGACAAGGAACAGUGGUGGAGUCUGGGCUGCUGAUCAGUAAGCUUUACCUAGCACCUGAGCACCUUCUCCCUCACACCAUUUCCUCCGCAUUCUAGGUUACAGGUAGAAGGUAAGCCAGCUGGGACUGAGCCCAGGUCUCUGUGAAGCCUGCAUGGGUGUCAGGAAGCUGCUCACUGUGUCCCCACAAUCACUGAUUUGAAAGGUUCCCAGCACAGGCAGCUGCAGCGUGUAUGGGAUUUGAGCCACUACAUAAAAUAGUCUCUUACAGAUUUCCUGAAUAGUAGUCAAUGAGGGUGUUCUUCUUGGGGUGGAGCAUGGGAAGACUGAUGCUAGUCCCUAUUUUGUUUAGCAGUUAUGUCUGUAGUCCCUGUCCUCCCUUCUGCCCUACCCCCAUUCCCUGGGGAUUUGUGAGCAUGGACAGCCAAUGGCUUGAGGGGAUUGUGGCUGGGACUCUGGAGACUCCUCUCUUUAUCGUUCCCUCUUUGUCACUGGCGCUGUUCUUUCUUUGAAUUUAGCUACAGUGAUCUUCAGCUGGUUGAGUAAGAAGUGUUUUCAGUGGCUCGGGGUCAGUUUAGUACAGUUCACACUUUCAGGUUUGCUGUUCUGACUCCCAGUGGGUGGUUAGUGAUCCACGGGAUGCAGGCCUUCUGGUCAGUGUCCAACCCUGAGGAAUGGAGAACUACCUGCCCUGCCCGCUGCUAUAAAGGUCUCUGCCUUGUGGAUCAUGGGACUCCCUUGGAGAGAGAGGGAGAAAAUAGGGCACAAAGAGGGACCUCUUGGAAGGGCAGAAAGCAGAGAACUGGACAGGGACAGGUCACUUGGGGAGCAGUUUUGUUUUGCCUACAUGGAGGCUGGGUCAUAUGUGGAGAUUUCAGAAGGGACCCUGCUUCCAAUUUCCCUCUUCCAUUCCCAGAGCUAGUCCAGGGCUGAGAAUGCCUUUGGUCUGUGGGUCCAGUGUUGUCUGUCAUCCAUUAAGUGUUCCCACUUUCAAGUGACAAUCUUCUCCUUGGCCCUGCCAUGGGGCAGAGCAUGUCUGGCACAGCAGCCUGACUUUUAUGCCCUAAUUUUAAGUUGAGGAAAUAUAUGCACAGGAGUCAAAGAGAUGUCUUUAUAUCUGACUGUACAUAAAUGAAGUUUUCUUUUUUUUUCCUUUUUGGUGCAAUAAAGUUUGUUUUGGCAGAAGGA